Molecule: messenger RNA, 1497 nt
Organism: Phalacrocorax carbo (great cormorant)
Lineage: Eukaryota; Metazoa; Chordata; Aves; Suliformes; Phalacrocoracidae
Source: RefSeq, a predicted model, not a curated record
CCGGGCCGGGCCGAGCCGGGCCGAGCCGGGCCGAGCCGAGCCGGGCCGAGCCGAGCCGGGCGGCGGGGGAGCGCCGCGUCCCGCACCCGCCGGGCCAGGCCGCCAGCUGGGCACCGGCACCGGCACCGGCACCGGAGCAGCGGUGGGCAAGAGGUGAGGGGGUGCGCGAGACCCCCGCGGAGGAGGGGAACGGGGGCGGCUGCGGCCUGCGGGACCCGCCGCCGACAACCGCCCGGAGCUGGGAGAGCGGCCGGAUCCGGCCCCAGCCAUCACCCUUCGCUGGGCACGAGGACGUGAGGCCCGGUGUGUCCCCACCAGCUCGGCCCCCAUCCCCAUGGAGUGACCCUGCGCGGGGGUCUCUGCACCGGCGCGGCCCCCCCGGCAGCCAGCCCGGCAGGGAGGGAAGCUGGACGCCACCGCGAAUAUGAGCGACUUCUGGCACAAGCUGGGCUGCUGCGUCGUAGAGAAGCCACAGCCUAAGAAGAGGAGGAGACGGAUCGACCGCUCCAUGAUUGGGGAGCCCAUGAACUUCGUCCACCUGACGCACAUCGGCUCUGGCGACAUGGCCGCGGGCGAAGACCUGCCCAUGACCAGUGCCGUCCAGGAGAUGAGGUCCAAGGGCAGUCGGGAGCGACAGUGGAGCAACUCCCGGGUCUUGUAGCGCAUCCUUGGCUUUUUCAGCCCAAACUUGAACUGCCUGAGAAGAAGCCAACCUUGAGCGCUUUAACCUCGCAGUAAUUUAUGCAGAGCGAACCUCGCCCGGCUCCCAGUGGCUUUUGGUUGUCCCCCCCCACCAAACCCCUCCUUCCCAGAGGCAUCGGGUCAGUGACGCGAGGGGGGAGCGGGGACAGCAGCCCCCACCUCGUGCCCGACCAGGAUUCCAGCCGAAAGGACACAGUCACCCUCCUGAAGUGCACCAGGAGCUGCCGGGUGCGGCCACGAUGUGCCAAAUCCUCCUAUUUUUCCCUUUUUCCACACCAGUGUCUCCCCUGGGCCCCUCUCGGCGCUGGGCCGAGGUGCCUCGGUUUCCCCGAGGGAUCACGGUGAGGCCAGUCCCGGUACCGAGGCUGAUUUGGUGCCCUCCCGGAAAGGUGUAGAAGAGCAAAACUGGGAUUAAACCCCGAUGCUUCGGUGCAAAACAGGGAUUAAACCCCAACGCUUCGGUGUCUCACCGGCAGCAGCUCAGUGCCGACACCAUCCACGAGCCCGCGGUGCCUCCAGCCAGCGUUUCCACUGCCGGCAAUCCGCCACCUUCCUUCUUUUUCUUUUUUAGGAUAUAUAAUUUUUUUUUUUUUUAGAUCAAAAAAAAAAAUCAACUAGGCUGCCUCCGCCGCCUCGGAGGCAGGAUUGUGGUGGGGUCACCUCCGCCCAGGAUCGCCACCAGAGUUUCACCGGCCGAGGCAGGACGGGGCCCAAACCGAGGAGGGACUCGGGCUCCCGAAUUCGGGCGCGGGUGUAUAUACUUUAAAAAGCACUGGGAUUAAAUAUUAAAGAGCA